AUAUUUGUGAUUCUAAAUAGUAUAAUUUCUUUAAAGAAAAUAAGUUUCUUAGUAUUGUUCAUGUCAACUCAAAACUCAAGAAAGCGGACACUGUUAGAAGGGACUAUCCAUCAGACCCAUGAUUCAGAACCUUCAGUAAAUCUUCCUCAAGCAAUGAUCACAGAAAUAUUAUUGAGACUACCCGUGAAAUCCCUUCUGAAAUUCAGGUGCGUUUCCAAGUCAUGGCUCUCUUUAAUCUCCAGUCCAAGAUUCAUCAAAACCCAUUUCGAAAUUUCAACUGAUAACAAUAUAUACUACCACAAUAAACUAAUUUUCAACUCAGAUUCAGCUUUUCAUAUUCUCCACACUUGUUCUUUUUACCCUGAAAUAGAUGAAAAUCCGAUUAUGGAUACUGUUCCGAUAUAUAAUCCUUUAUCUAACCCGCAGCGUUUAGUACGGAUUGUGGGCUCUUGUAAUGGGUUGAUUUGUGUAGUUUUGGAGCCAGGAAUUGUUACUAUUUUCAACCCAACUACUAGAAAAUCCAGAAAGCUACCCAUUUCUGGUACGAGUAACAGUCAUGCCAAGGAAUACGGGUUUGGUUACGAUGAAUCCAAUGAUGAUUAUAAAGUUGUAGAGUUCUCUUGGACAACUCUUAUAAUAUCGGCCGAAUUUGAAAAUGAAGUCAAAGUGUACAGUUCAAAAACCAAUUCAUGGAGAACUAUUAAUGGGCCAGCCGGUUUCGUUGUUUCCGACUGUAGUGUAUUUGUGAAUAGAGCUAUCCACUGGAAACUAUACCCCAAUGGUAAUCCAAUGGAUUGGUCUAUAAUUGCAUUCAAUGUUACGACCGAUAGAUACAAAAUGGUAGCAAAACCCAAGUAUGAAACAGGGCUUGUGAAUUCAUUGCUAGUGGUUUCAGCUGGACAGCUUUGUGUGUCAUGCCUAUAUUUUACACAUGAGGAUAUUUGGGAGAUGAAAGAAUAUGAAGUGGAAGAAUCUUGGACUAAAUUGGUUAAAGUUCCAACCAGCUUGGAACUCAAGAUGCAUAUUAACACACGUUCUUUCUUUGUUUCAGAAAAUGGUGAUGUGUUACUGAAGAAUGGGUUUAGUAUAGUGUUGUACAAGCCAUUGCAGUUUCAUGAAAUUCAUCCAUUGAAUAAGUGUAUUGAAAUUGAUGCUAAAGGCUAUAUUUUUUAUGUUGCUACCUACACUGAAAGCCUCGUCUUUCCUGAUUUUGGAUGGGAGCUAGCAUCAAAAUCUUGUUGAAUGUUACGAAAUCUUGAAAAUCUAGAACGGUGUAUAUGUUU
Molecule: messenger RNA, 1283 nt
Organism: Olea europaea var. sylvestris
Lineage: Eukaryota; Viridiplantae; Streptophyta; Magnoliopsida; Lamiales; Oleaceae
Product: F-box/kelch-repeat protein At3g23880-like
Exons: 1
Coding region: 61-1242 (393 amino acids)
Molecular function (GO): protein binding
Source: RefSeq, a predicted model, not a curated record